Sorghum bicolor (sorghum) is the source of this 1251-nucleotide messenger RNA. RefSeq names its product ethylene-responsive transcription factor 4. Gene Ontology annotation, molecular function: DNA binding; DNA-binding transcription factor activity. Gene Ontology annotation, biological process: regulation of DNA-templated transcription. The record is from RefSeq and is a predicted model, not a curated record. The coding region runs from base 13 to 975 and encodes 320 amino acids. NCBI's taxonomy places the organism in Eukaryota, Viridiplantae, Streptophyta, Magnoliopsida, Poales, Poaceae. The transcript has a single exon.
UUUUUUGUGAUAAUGAUGGAUUCCAGUUGGGGGUGGCAACUUUCUUCUAUCAGCCCCUCCUCUAGAGCAGACACGGUAGCUCACGCGCACGAUGAGCAUGACGCGCCGACGCUCACGAAACGGGCCCCCGGAAACCCGACGGCAGGAGCCGCCGAAACGCGCAGGGGGCGGCGCCAUGGGCCCCACACUCCACCUCACCCUGUCACCGUCCCGCCGCCCGCCUCCCAUGGGUACAUAUAUACUCCCAAGGCAACAAGCCUGCGAGAGCGGCGGUCGAGUUCCAUGGCGCCCAAGAGAUGGACGUCGCCGUCCGGAAGCAGCAGCAGCAGCGGAAGCGGCUUGUUCGCGCCGCCGAGGCUGCGCGGCGUGCGGAAGCGGCCGUGGGGCCGGUACGCGGCGGAGAUCCGUGACCCCGUGACGAAGGCGCGCGUGUGGCUGGGCACCUUCGACACGCCCGAGCAGGCGGCGCGGGCGUACGACGCCGCCGCGCGCAGGCUCCGCGGGCCCGGCGCCACCACCAACUACCCCGCCGCCGCCGCCACGGAGCCGGAGCCGCCGGUGGCUCCGGCGCCGAGCGGCAGCGGCAGCGCGAGCGGGAGGAGCGCCGUGGCGUACGAGUCCCCCUCCUCCUCCUCCUCGUCGUCGUCCUCGUGCGCCCUGCCGCUGCCGCUGGAGUCGUUGCCGCCGCCGGCGGCGGUCGUGGCGCCGCCCCCGUCGCUGGAACUCAGCCUCGCGCUGCCAGCUUCGGCGGCGGUGGCCGCAAAUACGUACUACCAGCUGUUCUCGGACCCGACGCCGGCGCUGCUGCAGUUCCUGCCGCCGAAGAGCGAGGAGGAGCUGGAGCAGAGCUUCUCCGGGUCGUCGUCGCUGUCGUCGUCGUCGUCCGUGGUGUUCGACGCGGCGCCGGCGUCCGUGGGACUGGCGCUGGACCUCAACCUGGCGCUGGUGCCGGCGGCCGAGACGAUGGUCGUGUGAUUGCCGCUGUCGGCCAGGAGACUAGCUAAUCGAAUGCUUAGUCAAUUAUUAUAGUCGGUUUUAAUUAGUAGCUAAUCGAUCGAGGCAGUCGUUUGAGGUAGGAUACAUAUUUGUGUUUCUGCAGGCGCGUAGUACGUAGCCCCUGGUUUCUUUGUUUCUAGUGACAGAUUUGCAUCUUUUGGAUGGUGCAAGUGAUGCAACAAUGCAACAAAACGGAAAAAAGAAAAAAAAAACGAGGAUUAUUAUGCUCUAGUGGCUCUCGUUUUGUUUCCUCCA